This is a messenger RNA of Ostreobium quekettii, 1138 nucleotides long. Lineage: Eukaryota; Viridiplantae; Chlorophyta; Ulvophyceae; Bryopsidales; Ostreobiaceae. The record is from the annotation of a GenBank genome assembly.
AUGGCCGAGCCGGAGUGGUCCUCGGUCCUGAUGGAAGCUGAGAAGCACUUGAUGACUGCCGGGAAGAUGCGCCUGCUGCUCUGGAGGACGAGCUUGACGGCCGCCGUCACGACGCCUGGUUUCCUGGACGCCAACGCCGGCGAGCUGUCCUCCAUGGCGCUGCGCACCCUGCCCGUGUACUCGGACGCCGAUUCUCGACGCGGCGUGGCGCGCCUUCUGCGCCUGGCCCUCGCCAACGACACCUUCCUCAAGACCUUCGCAGGCGCCCUUGUCCGCAAGGAGGCCGGCGUGGUGGGGCGCCACGAGGCCGCAGUCAUGCUUCGCUGGACGUGCCUGGUCCUCUCUCGCCUCGAACUGCCGGGUGCCAAGAAGGCCGUGGACAGGCUUGCCAAGGUGGCCGCCACAUGCCUGGACGGGAUCCUGGGCUCCGGGGCCCGCCGCUGGCGCCUGUUGACAUCCCACCUGGCGCGCCUCCUGGCCGCCAAGCCCGGCCUGUUCGACGCGUGCCUGGCUGUCGCCAAGGCGGGCGGCCAGCCCGGCAUGGCCCGCGCGCUGCUCGACUUCGCCGCGGGCAAGCCGGAUGUGAUGGAGGGCGCGAGGGCCGAUCUGCUGGCAAUGUAUUGCGACCGUGUGCUGGGGGUGAAGGGGCCGCCCCGGCCCGGCGACUCUGGCGCCUACCGCGGGCUCCUCCAGACGCUGAGCCACGAGGAAUUUAAGUCCACCGUGCUGCCCACGGCCACGCGGUGCAUGCGGCGCAACCCGGAGGGCGCGGUGCCCGCGGUGGCCGCGCUCCUGGCGGACGUCGGCCUGGACAUGAGCCGCCACGCGGGAGAGCUGAUGGACGUGGUGAUGCAAUUCUUGAGGCACACGAAGGAGGCGGUGCGGCGCGGGGCGGUGGAGGUGGCCCGGGCGCUGGCGAGGGGUGCCAGCGAUGUGGACGCGGUGGAGGGCAUGAUGCGCGCCCUGAGGGAGGUGCUGGAGGGGAGGGCUGAGGGGGGCAAGGUGAAGAACACGGCCGAGCGGGGGGCACUGGUGGCGGCGGUGGCGGCGCUGUGCGCGGCGCCGGGCAAGGGCAAGGGCGUGGCCUUCCUGGCGGAGGAGACCGUGGACUUCGUGUGCCGGUACUACGAGGGCGAAG